UACACAGUCACUAUGCAGUCUUCAGUGACAUCAUCCGCCACGCUGCUCAGCUUGUUGAGACAGUCAUCGAGCAGACGCACAGCACAGACAUGCCGUCUUUUCUCUUCAUAUGGAAACUCACAGCGAUCUUCUUCGAAGCGUGAGUUGCAGACUGCUACCGCAUACCGUCCACACAGUCUGCCCACUUCCUUCCCGCCACCUCGGAGCCCGGGGUCGUCCGACACCUCCAUUGCCGCAGACUUCCCCUCCUUCCGCGAGAUGACCUCGCCUCAGCUUCCUGGCCAACAAGCCUAUUCUCCGAACAUCAACCUCAACGAAGCCGAAUCACAGAAGCCCAAGCCCGUCGAGACCUCUCCCGCCACUACCGCUAAGCCCGUCGAGAAGCCCCGCAGAAAACUUCGCGCCCGCAAGGCUGCUAUGAAGCUGACCCCGGUGGCCAUUGAGCAACUCCGUAAACUCUUGUCUCAGCCAGAACCCAAACUGAUCCGCGUUGGAGUCAAGAACCGAGGCUGCUCUGGCCUCGCCUACCACCUGGAGUACGUGGAGAAGCCGGGCACUUUCGACGAGGUUGUGGAGCAAGACGGUGUCAAGGUCUUGAUCGACAGCAAGGCUCUCUUUAGCAUAAUCGGAAGUGAGAUGGACUGGCAAGAAGACAAGCUCAGCAGGAAAUUCGUCUUCCGCAACCCCAAUAUUAGUAAGCACAAUCUGAAAAGCACAAUGCCGACGCCGACGCUUCUCACUCCUGAUCGCAUGCUCGACCUCAAUGAUUCCACCUCAACCCCCCUUUACGUCAUCAUCCGCUUCUCAGCCUCUAUCCCCGACCUCCCCCUCGACAUCUUCUCCCCCGAGACCACCACCUCCGCCGGUCUGAAACAACUCAUCCGCACACGUCUCCCACCAAAUCUCUCCUCCCACCGUCUCCGUCUAAUCUACGCUGGUCGUGGCCUCGAAGAUGCCACCCCGCUAGCCGCAUCUCUCAAACUCCCGCCCUCCUCGUCCGCCCGCUCCACCCCCCGGCCCCCGGAGGACGACGAAUCCACCACAACCUCCAAGGGCAAAGGCAAGGCCCCUGUCCGUGAUCCACCCCGCCUGUAUAUCCACUGCUCCAUCGGCGACAUCGUUCUCUCCGCCGGCGACCUCGCCGCCGAAGCGGCCAUCGCAUCCACCAUCCGGCAACCGCAGGACUCAGAUUCGGGAGAUGAAGACGGCAAUGAUGGAUCGCCAACUGGCUCUCGGCGUAAUAGGCAUCAAGGGUCCUCGUCUUCGGCAUUGGACUCCGCUGGAGGGACGACGACGCCCGCGCCCCGCGGAUUCGACCGGCUGCUGGCGGCCGGGUUCACGCCCGCGGAGGUGACGGCGCUGCGGUCCCAGUUCAUGGCCAUCCAGGCGGUUUCGCGGACGCCGGAUACGAUGCCCAGCGGUGCGGAGUUGCGCGAGAUGGAGGAUCGGUGGAUGGAUGAGGGGUCGUCGGCGAUGGCGGCCGGGGGAGGAGCCACGGGCGGUGGUGGUGCCGGGGGUGGUGGGGAAGGGAUCUCGUUUGCGGACGACGAUGGUGGGUUCGGGCCUGGGUCGCGGGGCGCGAUGGACGAUAUGCUUUGGGGGGCGGUGAUGGGGUUCUUUUGGCCGGUGGGCUGUGCGAUGUGGUUGCGGCGAGAGGAAGGGGUCUGGAGUUGGCGGAAGGGGUUUGCGGUGUUUGUGGGGGUGGUGGUUAAUGUUGCCUUCGGGGCGAUGCGGAUCAUGAAUUAGUGUUUCUGGGUGGUGUUCGGCUCUUUUGUUUUGUUUUUCUUCUGGUCUACUCCGUACUUGAGCGGGAUACCCUAUUGUGUUUUUCUUUCUGGCGCUUUUUCUUUCUUCUGUUUGAGUUUGGUUGGAGUAUUCAGUGCGUUCCAUGUAGUGCUGGACACAGUGGUCUUUGAUUAGAGCUGGAAGAGUGCUAUCAUACAAAAUUCCGUGGAGGAGUCUGCUAAUGCAGACGUGUAUAUGUCGUUAAC
Aspergillus japonicus CBS 114.51 is the source of this 1991-nucleotide messenger RNA. RefSeq lists its product as uncharacterized. The coding region runs from base 13 to 1746 and encodes 577 amino acids. Gene Ontology annotation, cellular component: endoplasmic reticulum; Dsc E3 ubiquitin ligase complex. The transcript has 2 exons. Gene Ontology annotation, molecular function: iron-sulfur cluster binding. Lineage: Eukaryota; Fungi; Ascomycota; Eurotiomycetes; Eurotiales; Aspergillaceae. The record is from RefSeq and is a predicted model, not a curated record. Gene Ontology annotation, biological process: iron-sulfur cluster assembly; protein processing.